AUGCAGACGUGUCGUCCCGAUGAAGCCGUCCGAACGGCCCUCAGGUCACUGGGAUACCUCGAGACCUACCACAUGCGCGCAGCCAGCACGGAGACGCCCCGCGACUGCGAGCUGUGGAUGCAGGCCAUCAAGGCCAAGUGGGACGGCGAGGGCAAGUUCGAGAAGGAGGACUGGGACCAGCUGCUCGGCCACUGCCAGGCCGUGUGCGACCUGCCCGCCGCCGCCUUCGCGCCAGAGCUGAUCGCCGCUUACCCCAAGGCCAAGGUCAUCCUCACGAUACGCGACCCCGAGUCGUGGCACAAGUCCACUGCCAAAACCAUCUACCAGGGCAUCACGGACCCCGCCUCCCAGGUCGUCUCGCACUUCGACUGGGCCUUCUCGCUCUACCGCCCCAUGCUGGUGGCGCUCUGGGACAGGCUGUUCGAGGGCGACUUUGAGAACCGCGGCGUCGAGGUCUUCAAGAGGCACUACGACCAAGUUCGGGAGCUCGUGCCGCCGGAGCGGUUGCUCGAGUACGACGUGAGCCAGGGCUGGGGCCCCCUCUGCGACUUCCUGGGCGAGGAUGCCCCCGCGGCUCCGUUCCCCUUCACGAACACCAUCAGUGAUUUCCAGAGGGGGUUCCGGGGCCACAACACCCGGAAGAUCCGGGGCGCGGUAAUCAAGGCUGUCUUGCUGGUCCUCGCCAUGGCGACUAUCUGGAUGAGCUUUGGUUAUAUCGCGAAAUGGACUGAAGGUAUAUGA
Messenger RNA from Diaporthe citri, 741 nucleotides. RefSeq lists its product as uncharacterized. Lineage: Eukaryota; Fungi; Ascomycota; Sordariomycetes; Diaporthales; Diaporthaceae. The transcript is spliced from 3 exons. Bases 1 to 741 code for a protein of 246 amino acids. The record is from RefSeq and is a predicted model, not a curated record.